This is a messenger RNA of Metarhizium brunneum ARSEF 3297, 2229 nucleotides long. Its product is annotated as Neutral ceramidase. Gene Ontology annotation, biological process: sphingosine biosynthetic process; long-chain fatty acid biosynthetic process; ceramide catabolic process. The record is from RefSeq and is a predicted model, not a curated record. Gene Ontology annotation, molecular function: N-acylsphingosine amidohydrolase activity. Lineage: Eukaryota; Fungi; Ascomycota; Sordariomycetes; Hypocreales; Clavicipitaceae. Gene Ontology annotation, cellular component: extracellular region.
AUGGCGUACUCGACUGCUGGGCCCUCCCAAGGCUUGGGCCUUUCUAGAAGCUCCAUCUACAGCUUAUUCUUCCUGGUGGCACUGUGCGUCCUCAGUACGCUGGCAGCUUGCGGCUCCGCGGCCGCCACGGGUGACAAGUAUCUUAUUGGCGUUGGUAAAGCAGACAUCACAGGCCCUGUUGUUGAAAUCGGCUUUGCCGGAUACGCCAAUCUCGACCAGAAAGGCACUGGUCUUCGGCAGCGUCUGCACAGCCGCGCUUUCAUUGUCGCUGAUAAGAAUAAUCCUGAUGACCGGUUUGUGUACCUGGUCCUAGACUCGCAGUCUGGAGAUACUGCUACACGUUAUGGCGUAUUGGACGGACUAAAGAAUCUGGGAGCUGAGUACAGUAUCUACGGCCAUAAUAACAUCGCUUUGACCGGCACUCACAGCCAUGCUGGCCCAGGCGCCUGGUUCAACUAUCUCUUACCGCAGAUCACAACCCUGGGCUUCGACAAGCAGAGCUACCAGGCUCUCGUGGACGGUGCCGUGCUGUCAAUUAAGCGCGCCCAUGAAAAUCUCCAGGACGGCUAUUUGGAUGCAGGCACGACAAGAGUCAAAGAUGGCGCUAUUAACCGCUCGCUUUACGCCUAUCUUGCCAAUCCCGAAUCCGAACGCAAACAAUAUGAAGACGAUACCGACACUUUAAUGACCCUCCUUCGUUUCAAGCGUGCUUCCGAUAACAAGGACAUCGGCGUCCUCACAUGGUUUCCCGUUCACGGCACCUCCCUUCUCGGUAAUAAUACCCACGCUGCUGCGGACAACAAGGGUGUUGCGGCGUGGAUGUUCGAAAAUGCCAUGAAGGAUAACUCUAACGCUGCCGAUGGAUUUGUGGCUGGGUUUAGUCAGGCUAAUGUGGGCGAUACUACACCAAACGUUCUUGGGGCAUAUUGCGAUGAUGGAUCCGGCCAGCAGUGUAGCUUGGAAAAUAGCACCUGUGCGGAUGGCAAGUCGCAGAGUUGUCACGGACGGGGACCCGAGUUCAGAGCGUUGGACCUCGGCGUUAAAAGCUGUUAUGAGAUAGGACGCCGUCAAUUUGCAGGUGCUCAAACCAUCUACAACUCCCUGGGUACUUCGGGAACCCCAAUUGAAGGCUCAUCCGUCAAGGCAUUCCAUUUCUUCCACGACAUGCGAUUCUGGAACUUCACUCUUCCCAGUGGCAAGCAGGCCCAGACUUGCCCAGCCGCUUUGGGCUACUCGUUCGCAGCUGGAACAUCCGACUGGCCUGGCGCAUUCGAUUUUACGCAAGGUGAUUCUGGCGAGCCCAAUGCCAAUCCCAUUUGGAGAGUCGUUUCGGGGCUUAUUAGAACGCCCACGGAGGAACAAAAGGCAUGCCAAGGCUCCAAGCCUAUUCUCCUCGACGUUGGUGAAAUGGAUGAACCUUAUGCCUGGACACCAAACAUUGUCGACAUUCAAGUCCUCCGCGUAGGUCAAUUCCUCAUCAUUGUCUCUCCCUCGGAAGCAACCACCAUGUCUGGACGACGGUGGAAAGCUGCUGUUGCAACCGAAGCUUCUAGCUUCUUGCCUCAGAAGCCCAUCGUUGUUCUUGGUGGCCCAGCAAACAGCUAUUCUCACUACUGUGUUACACCCGAAGAAUACGAAAUUCAACGCUACGAGGGUGCAUCGACAUUGUUUGGACCCCAUGAACUGGAUGCCUACAUCAACCUCACCGUCAGCAAUAUGCAUUACCUCCACCCAGACUCAAAGGACACGCCUGACCAAGGACCUCUUGCGCCCGACAACCGUGGCAAAGCGCUCUCCUUCAUCACCGGCGUGGUUGUCGACGGUGCGCCGAUCGGCUCAUCGUUUGGCAAGGUGGUCCACCAACCGUCCGCAUCAUAUCAAAUCGGAUCUGUGGUCAACGUCACUUUCCAAGGCGCCAACCCUCGCAAUAACCUCCGCCAGGAACAGACUUUUGCCGCCGUCGAGCAGCAAGGUUCCGACGGCUCGUGGACCCGAGUACGCGACGAUACAGACUGGUUCCUCGUCUAUUCAUGGCGCCGGACCAACUUCAUCCUGGGAUACAGCGAGGUGGAUAUAUCAUGGGAGACGUAUGGGAAUGCCCAACCAGGCACGUACAGAAUCAAAUACUACGGCGACUCUAAGCCCCCGAUUGGCAGUGUAAAUCCAUUCGAUGGGACUAGCAAUUCAUUCAAGUUGACGGGCGGCUUGACACGACAGUUGCGCCCCUGA